CUACGUAGUGCCGGGCAAUGAGUCAUCGGGAAAACAUCUCGUACGCGCAAUACUAUUAUCGCGUUUUCUGUUUGGUUCUGAUUUUUUGUUUUUCAUAAUUUUUUUGUGAACGUCAAAUUUUUUUGACUUCUGACUCGUUUGAUUUUGUCGGCGACUCAAAACGCGGUAUCAAAUCGCUGGGCACCUGAGUACGCCCGUAAGUCAACACUGCAAUUUUUUGAAAAAAGUCGUACUUACGUUUAGUAUACAUUUAUCUUAUUAUUUUGACAAAUGACUCAUUUGUCUUAUCCGUGCAUUCACAAGUGUUUGAACUUAAUUUCUAAUUAAAUAUUUGAGUCUGUAUUUUGUAUCGGAGUUUAUUUGUUUUAAAUACAUAGGUACUUGCCACACGGUACAUGAUAUACAUGAUAUUAUAAUGUUAUUAUAGUAGAGUAAUGUAAUUUGCAAACCUUAACUCUGUUAUAUAUUUUUUUAAAUUGAUAAUACAUAUAAAUACAGUACAAGUAUAAUAAUUAAAUAAGCAUUAAAAUGUUAUCGUGAUAACACGAUCAUCGUUCGUUAUCAAUUGAGAAAUAACUCCAAUAGUUCAAUUAUUAGGUAAGAAGUUAAACAUACAAGGCCAUCAACAAUGUUUUCAAAUCGACAACUACAAAAUUCUUCAAAUUUGUUACAUCAAACAAUUUCAUCAUCAUCUGGUUCAAUUGUUCUACCUCCUCCGCCACCUGCAAUUCCUCUUUCUUCAAUUACGUUAAACAGUAAUAAUAAUUUAGCUGUUACAUCAGUGGCUACCACCAUCUUAGCCUUGGAUGGUCUCAAUUGUGGUGGUAUACCUACACGUACAACACCAACUUUAACACCAACUACACUUCGUACCAUAGCUGCUGAUAUAGCUAGUUUGUCACCUGGUCCACCUGAAAAUUUUGCUACAGCAGCAUCUGACCUGCAUCACCUUGUGUCGUCUUCAUGUUCUACUAUAAACACAUCAACUUUAGGAGCUUCAGAUCGUACUGAUUUACAAGAACAUGUUACUAUACAGAAUUUAAGCAAUCAAACAAUUAGUCUUCAAAGCCUCAAUAAUCAACAUAUUAGUCUAAAUAAUGUACAAAACCAUCCAAAUAGUUUAAACCAACAACAGCGUAAUGAGUAUAAUAAUUCUUUUUCAACGGCUGCAUCAAGGCAGGCUGGUUUUGUGCCACCACUAGUAUUGCAAAUCAAUUCCAGUAACCCUAGUGCUCAACAAUCAUCAGGUUCAACAAUUUUAUUAAACAAUAACAACAGUUCUGGUGCAAGCUCUAUAUUUAGUGCAAAAGGUUCAUCUACUUCAGCAUCAUCUUCACACUGGCAAGGAGUUGUAGUUACCCAAAGGCCUCAGAAUAGAGCCCGCAGUGUAACAAAACGACAAUUUACGGAUGAUGAAGAAGGUGAUGAUGAUUAUGAUUCUGCUGCUGAUGAUGGAACAGAUAGUAGUGAUACAACUUCUGGUAAAAUGACACGCAAACAAAAUACUAAAAAUAACAAAUCAAAUUCAAAGAAUAGUAUUAAAAGUGAAUUCAAGAAUACAACCAGUUCAGGAGGUGGCCGUCGUACAAAUAAUAAAGACAAUAAAAUGAUGUCUGCUGAAGAAGAACAACGUCGCCAGGUCCGAAGAGAACGUAAUAAGCUGGCGGCAGCUCGUUGUCGUAAACGCAGAAUGGAUCAUACAAAUGAACUUUUAGAGGAAACUGGACAAUUAGAAGAUAAAAGGAUGAGAUUGCAAGUUGAAAUUGAAGGCCUUCGUCAACAAAAAACAGAUUUACAACAGAUGUUAGCACAGCACAAAUGUGCUGUAAAUAUGAACAAUGUACAGUUGUCAAAUUCCAUUACAUCUGUAAAUCAAGCUACAAUAUUAGAUUCAAAUGAAAUUUCUGAAACAAAACCCAUUGUAUUAAGUAAUCAUUUAUCAUCAAUUAAGGGAAUUCCAUUACAACAAAAUAUUAGUACAAACAUAGUGAUCAGUGAUAAUGAUAGCAAUAAUGUUGAUGAUAUUAUAAUAAAGCAUGAAGAUAAUUCUAUUAUACAAACUGAAAUUGAUUCAAAGGAUUCCAUAAAUAUUAUUCCUACUUCUGUAAUGCAACAGCCUCAUAGAAGACGGCCCACUACUUUAUUGCAACUUAACAAUGGUAAUUUUGGUAAUAAUAAAAAAAUAUCUGAAAAUGGCUCUACUGGUGUAGUAGUAUUGAAUUUUGAUUCACUCAUGGAUGGUGGCACGGGAUUAACACCUGUUGCAUCUAGUGGCGGAAGUGUUCAAAACCAUCAUCAACAAGUUCAACAUAGUAGCACAGGGAAUGGUGGUGUAAAUACUGACAAUAACAGUGUUUUAUCAUAAAAACAAAAGUCAUCAUUAGUCAAUUAAAUUAGUCAACUAAAAUUAGUCAGUCAAUUAAGUAUCAUCAGAGUUGGGCAUAGCAAUACAUUUUAAAGUAAUUUAAAAAAUAAAAUACAAUUUUUUAGUAAAUUUUAAGUACAGGGUAGUUUUUAAUGAAAUAAAAUCAUAAUCAUAAUUUAUCUAGUCAAAUAUAUUUAUUGUAACCAUGAUAAUUU
Messenger RNA from Rhopalosiphum maidis (corn leaf aphid), 2580 nucleotides. It is a transcript of the gene kay, whose product is annotated as transcription factor kayak. Gene Ontology annotation, cellular component: nucleus. Gene Ontology annotation, molecular function: RNA polymerase II cis-regulatory region sequence-specific DNA binding; DNA-binding transcription factor activity, RNA polymerase II-specific. Bases 629 to 2365 code for a protein of 578 amino acids. The transcript has 6 exons. The record is from RefSeq and is a predicted model, not a curated record. NCBI's taxonomy places the organism in Eukaryota, Metazoa, Arthropoda, Insecta, Hemiptera, Aphididae. Gene Ontology annotation, biological process: regulation of transcription by RNA polymerase II.